GAAGUAACAGGAUUAUAACAUGUUUUAAAACUCACCAGAAUCUAUUUUGUGUAACAUGGGAGCUUUAAGAUAAAAUUCAAUUAAAAACUACACAGUAUAACAUUUUAAUUUGAAAGGAUUACAGGAAGCCCAGUGUUAUUUUCCCACUGUAACUUCACUGAACCAGCUUCCCUACUCCAGCGGCCAGUGGAGGGGUUUGGCACGGCGUGUGUUUAACGCGCUGCCCGCCUGACACAUUUAGCCCUGAGAUAAAUUAUCAGGAGGAGAGGAGGAGACAUGGCGGUGCAGAGAAGACGAAAGAACCGACUCUGAACGACUCAAACAUGGAGGACGAUCUGGCCUCAGAAGAUGAUAUUUUGCUGUGUUCAGAGAAGCAGUUUCACGACGCUGCAAAGAGAAAUGACACCAAGAAGAUGGAAGAACUCGUCAAAAAGGGCGUGGACCCCAAAGCCAAGAAUAAAGUCGACCGUAAAGCUCUGCACUGGGCGGCUGGAACUGGAAGUGAAGACGCCAUGAGAUUCCUCCUUCAACAUGAUACAGAUGUGGAUGAGCAGGAUUCUUAUGGGAUGAACCCUCUGCUGCUCGCCUCUUGGUUUGGUCACCUCAAAAUCCUGCAGGUUUUAGUGUCGUGUGGAGCUAAGCUGAACUGUGAAAACAAAGAUGGACUGAGCAUGCUCCACUGUGCAGCUCAGAGGGGUCAUAUCCACAUCCUGGAGUUUAUUAUGGAAGAUCUGGAAGGAAUUCACCUCGACUGUGGAGACAAGGCUGGAAAAACAGCUCUGCAUCUCGCUGCUGAACAAGGCCAACUUGAGGUGGUGGACUUUCUGAUCGGGAUGGGCUGCAGACAUGGACUCAAGGACAAGGAUGAAAACACAGCAUUGCAUUUAGGCAAACACGGCCACAGUGAUGUCCUGAACAAACUGACGGAGAUGGGGCUGGACAUGGACGAGAGGAACAUUGACGGUCUGACGGCGCUGCACUUUGCCGCUGAUGGAGGCCACUAUCUGUGUGUGAGACUCCUCCUAGAGUCUGACUGCAACCUCAACGCUCUCACUAAUAAAAACAGAAAUGCUCUGCACUUUGUGGCAGAACACGGCUAUGACAGAGAAGCCAGUUUACUGAUCGAGGCUGGGAUCGAUAUUGAUGCUGUGGACAAUCAAAACAACUCUCCCCUUCACCUGGCUGUGACCCACAAUCACACUGAAGUGGCUCGGAUCCUUAUCAACGCAGGGUGCAACCUCGACAUCACUGAUAAUAGACAGCAGACAGCUUUGCACAUAGCAGCUGAAAAUGGCUCGCAGGACUUGGCCGAAAUGAUGCUGAUUUCUGGAGUUAACCUCAAUCUAACUGACAAACAGGGUAAAUCAUGUGUGGAGGUGGCGUCUAGAGGAAACCACGUGGUCCUGGUGGAUAUGAUCAUCAAAGCAGAUCGUUUUUACAAAUGGGAGAAGGACCAGGUGAGUUCUGACCCUGACUCGUGCCUGUGUCGUCCUCUCAGUUUCAAACAAGACCGGAGCUCAGAGACACAGCACAUUCGCUCUGUGCUGUGGACUUUAGCCACGAGGCACCUGUGCAGAGGAGAGUGGAGGCUGCUGGCCCAACACUGGUGCUUCACUGACGCUCACAUACGCGCCAUAGAGCACCAGUGGACAGGCAUGAAGAGUUACAAAGAGCAUGGACACAGGAUGCUGCUUAUCUGGCUCCAUGGUGUUGUGACGGCCGGAGACAACCCGAUCAAAGGCCUGUACGAGGGGCUAGUGGAGAUACAACGCAAUGAUUUAGCGGAGUCAGUGCGACAAAAGGCUAACGCAGACACCAGCUCUCCCAAAAAGUGCACGGCCAUGUAACCAACACUGUGACUGAGAGAAGGACUGGACCAAUGAUGAAAUCCUGAACAGCUAAGCAAUGGACAUCAUUGCAUUACCUCCAUGACCAAGAUGAUGAAUGGUUAACCUGAAAACCACACUGUUCUACUUGAGCUAUGUCUGUGACACACUACAUACUGUUGGAAAAAGCACAAAUCACCUUUUAACCACAUUUCAUUGUAGCUGCAAAUAAAUUGUUAAUGUUAAUGUUGUAAAUGUCAAUAAUGGUUAAAUUCCCCACCUACGACAGUGAAUACAAUUAUCGUGUUCCUCUUUUGGCAAGACACUUCUCCCACUUUGCUUCAAGGUGUGAAAUGUGAGAGGUGAAUUAUGGUUGCAGAAGUCAGAGUUGUGAAAUAGUAGCCAUGUUUCUAUCACCAGGGCAGCUGUGGCGUACACUUGUGGCACCGUCAGAGGACAGAGUAAAUAAAUCUCUAAAGUCCCAAAAUGAAUGCAAAUAGUGCUGCUACAUUCAGAUAUAUAUUGAAAUUAUAGAUUGACUGAUAUAUCUGUUGGUCAAUAUAUUGGACUGAUAUUUGAACUGACUGAAUUGACUUGCUGCUUAAAAAUACCCACAAAACUUAAUUUGAACACUUUUUAGAGAGAAGAGAUAACUGCACCAAACAUGACUACACAGCUUUUAGGUUUGUGGUAAAAAAAAAAAGGGUGGGUUUUAAGUGAGUUUUAAGUCAAUUUAAAUUACACAAUUUGGCAAAAAUAAUAAAAAUUGGCCCCAAAUGUCUGCCCAGAAAUAUUGGCCUCUGUUAAAAAUAUCGGCAGAGCUCAUCGCCAAUCCAUUCCUCUGGAUUCUAAACAAUCAAUACUUGCAUGAAAAAUGAAAACAACCGGUCGAUCUUUAAUUUAAAUUAGUGUAUAAAACAGCUGUCCACAACCUGCUGAGCUAUAGUACUUUGUAGUUGUUUUUUACCAGUUACAUAAAGGGGCAUUCAACUAUCCUUGGAUUUCAGUUUCCUGUUGUUAGUAACAAUUCAAUCAUCUGUUUUGAGUUGUUGUCUGCUAUGGCAACAGUCCGAAUUUUCCACCAUUCUGAUCUGAAACCCAUGGAUUGUCUAAAACCUGUUUCAUUAAGAUAAGAUUAUGCACAUGUCUGACACUGUAAGUACCAUUAUCUUACGACACUGCCUUCUGUCGUUCUUCUUAGGUAGCUGUGUAAAUACGAUUGACUCACCUUUGUUUGAUGAGACAUAAACCACAAAAGCACACAUCACUGAACCAGCAUCCUUACCACUGAGCCCCUGCUGCUCAUAACUUACUCACAGGGUUACAAGUGCUGCACUUAAAAACAUUUCGCUAUUGUAUGUGGCAUUAUAUUAUGUUGAAAUUAAUGCUUUUAUCUAAUUUCUAUCUUGUAUUUAAAAUGUUACCAAAUUAGCACAAUAAUGAGAUUUAUAAAUAACUAUAGUCUUAAUUAGACCUACUCUAAGUUUAUCUUGUAGCCUUCUUUUUGGCAUAGGAAUUGCAAACAUUAUGCAAUUAAUAAAUACUUGAAAAGAUGUGUGCAAGCCUUUAGCAGUAUAAUGUACACCAGUGUUGCAUGGGACUUGUUUUGCAUGAAAAAAGGAAUUACAUAAAUUGUUGACAUUUUUGUAAAUAUAUAGAAAUGGGCUAUAUUUGUAUAUCAUGGUUUCAUACAGUAAAUUUCUGUCAACUGCUGCAUAAAUGUUUGUUUUGUGUUUGCAUGGGAAACUGGAUGCCUUUGGCCUGCCUAUAAUCCUUAAAGCUUACUUGAGAAAUGCUAUAAUUUAUUUGUGUGCAAAGCCAAAAACAUAGACUGUAUUUAUGACUUCUUCUUGACUGUAUAUAUAUCUUCUUUAUACAGUCUAUGGUAAAAACGGAUGCAUGUGCUGUUUAAUUGCCAAUAAAUAUAAAUAUCCAAAGACGAAAUAAACUUAAAAAAAAUAUUUUAACACAAUACAAUAAGAAGUGUUAUUUAUUUUGUUUUUAAUUUAAUCUCAUAAUGCAAUGUUUUGAAAUAUUUAGAUGUAAAAAAAUAAAAAUAAUUCAGUUUGUAACGGAAGUUGUUAUUUGCCGCAAUGCAUACUGGGCUUUGUAGUUCGUUUCGCCUGCAGUCGUUGAAGGCGCUGCUAGUGGUUCUUUGUCGUUGCAUUUGUGGUUUUUUGCAAGUUUAACGAUGUCUUCAGGCGGUGUGGUCGUGGAAAACCGUAACGAAGG
Boleophthalmus pectinirostris (great blue-spotted mudskipper) is the source of this 4058-nucleotide messenger RNA. RefSeq names its product ankyrin repeat and death domain-containing protein 1A. Gene Ontology annotation, molecular function: protein binding. Gene Ontology annotation, biological process: signal transduction. The record is from RefSeq and is a predicted model, not a curated record. Lineage: Eukaryota; Metazoa; Chordata; Actinopteri; Gobiiformes; Gobiidae.